AGUCAUUUAAAACGUUCGAUCAAGUGUAUACAUAUGCAUUUUGAUUCAUAAUUUCUUAUCCAGAUGCAAGACAAAUGAAGAUCCAUCGAUGGAGUCGAUAAUAAUCAAGCAAAGCAGAUAAGAACAAUGACUAAACGACUCGGAAAUCAACAAAUCGACAAUAAAUUUAACGUUCUACGUAAACAUGAAAAAAAAUGUGAGAAAAAAAGCUCGGAAUAAAUCAUGUCUACAUAGAUGUGGGAAAAAAAAAAAGAAAGAAAAAUACUUCAUUAAAAAUAAAGAAACUAAUGAGAUGUUCCAUACAUAUGUUCCAUACGUAUGAUACGCUCAACAGCAAUAAUAUAUCAAGUCAAGCAAAGCAUACAAUUACAGGAGAUACAUAUCAAGCUAUUUCAUCGAAAAUUAUAUAUAGAUCGGUACGAUCGAAGUUACGUUGUUUAUUCAACCUAGGUGUGUUUCUUUUUCGCAAGGUUCACCGUUGAUUAUCGAUAGAAUAGUUUUUAUCCGGACACUCGAAGAUGAUGUAAAGUGUAUAAUAUUAUAACAAAAAAAUGUAUGAAUGCGGGGUGAAAUUUUUUUUAUCGAAUUAUCGUUAUCCACACAAUUUGUUUCAAUGAAAUAAAUAAUCAAAAAAAAAGAACAAAAAAAUUGCAAACAAAAUGAUCGACAGGAGAACCGAAUAAAACAAUUUCAUUCUAUGUGCGUCCGUCCACCCACUAAUGCAAACAUCGUAUAUAAAUGUUUUCAAAGGAUAGCCAUCGCGCGCUGAAGAACCACUCGUUCAACAACAAUAAUUAUCCGUCGACGAUCUGACGCGAAUGGAUGGACACAACAAGCGAUACAAUAAAGGGGAACGUGAAGGAACUAAUACAGAAACUAGAAUGCAUAUGAGGAACAAACGUGAGAACAGGAAACGAGGAAAUAUUAAAGUAAGCGAUAUUAAAAAAGAAGGGAUGGAGAUAAACAGGACAAUGGUGAAUAGCGAUAUCUUUCAAGCUCUUUUCCCUAUUUAUCAUAUCAGCAAGGCGUGUGGUUUGCUUCCAGUUCGUUUCACGAAACAACCUCAUGGCCGAUACCAAGGUCGUUUGCAAAUUUUUGACGUAAUUUACUGCAUAUUUCUUCUUGGAGUUAUCAUGGGUUUAGAAGCUUGGGGUCUAUGGCGAGAAAUGAGAGAUGGCUGGGAAAAUAGCACCAGGCUAAAAUCUCGUUCAGCCGUAAUACCAACUUGUAGUGAUAUUCUUGGAGUAAUAAUAUUGGCUAUUAUUGCUGUAUUAGGUUCGCCAUUUCGCUGGAAACACGGGCAGAUUGUUCUUAAUAACUUGGCCGAGAUCGACGAAACGUUGGGUAUCGUUGCACCGAAGAAAACUCGUAGAUGUAGCAUUGUCUUAGUUACUUGUGCUCUUACCUAUCUUAUUAUAUUAUCGAGUCUCGACAUAUGUUGGUGGGAUCGCGAUUCGAAAGCAAAUAAAAAAAUGAAGGACAAGGGUGCGAUAAACUACUUGCCACUUUAUAUCAUGUAUAUGAUCAUCAUUAUAUUGGAAAUCCAAUAUAGUCUUAUCACAUACAACGUAUAUCAGAGAUUUGUGAGGCUUAACAAAUGUCUUGAAAGUAUCUUAAAGACGGGCAAGGUGACCGAUCAUUUUAGAAAAGAUCUUGGCUUGGCCGGCGAUUUUAAAACUCGAGAACAACCAGCUUCGUACAUUCGUAUAUCCAAGCCCUUAGAAUGGUAUCCUGUUGGAUUUGAAACGAAGAAUUUUGCAAAUAAUAUAGCUCAACUCGUGACGGUGCACUCGUCUCUAUGCGACACGGUUUCAUCUAUAAAUAAUGCCUUCGGUGUCGUCAUGGUAGUAGUCACUCUCACCUGCCUCUUGCAUCUGAUUAUUACACCCUAUUUUCUAAUAGAAGAAGUCAAUGGAAAUCGUCAAUGGUUGUCCCUCAUAGUUCAGACCGCAUGGUGCAUCUUACAUGUCACGAGAAUGCUUAUAAUCAUACAACCUACUUAUUCCACUGUCAUUCAGGCAAAAAAGACGGCUAUUCUCGUUAGCCAACUGCUUUCUUCUAAUCCAAAUGUGGAAUGUAGAAGACAUUUGGAAGUUUUUUCGCUUCAAAUACUACAUCGACCUUUGGACUUUACUGCUUGUGGACUUUUCUCUUUAGAUAGAUCUCUCGUUACAUCGAUUGCCGGCGCGGUAACGACGUAUCUCGUAAUUCUCAUACAAUUUCAAAAAGAAGACACUACGAAAGACGAUGUUGAUAACAUUUUGAAAAAUGCUACGCAAAUUUUGAAAAAUGCCUCGUCUCUCCACAAUCUCACAUCGAUCAAACAUAAUUCAUCAUAAAUUU
Molecule: messenger RNA, 2343 nt
Organism: Vespula vulgaris
Lineage: Eukaryota; Metazoa; Arthropoda; Insecta; Hymenoptera; Vespidae
Product: gustatory receptor for sugar taste 43a-like
Exons: 10
Coding region: 819-2339 (506 amino acids)
Biological process (GO): sensory perception of taste
Cellular component (GO): dendrite; axon; membrane
Source: RefSeq, a predicted model, not a curated record